AUUUUAAACCCUUCCCCGGAAACAGGGAGGGGAGAAGAAGGAAGAAACGGGUGUUGCCUUAGACCGACUUAUUGCAAAUUUUCAGGUUUUAAAUUUUGUUAUGGAGUGUAAUUUAUUGUGUUUAUAACGUACGUGGCGAUAAACGAGAAUGGCUGGGACGGCGGUGACACCGGCUCCGGCGACCGGGGUAUCAUUGGAUGCCGGAGUUGGUGGCAGCGGUGGAGGUGAGGCCCCGAGCAAUGGAUUGAAACCCUCGGACUUGAACGCUUUCCGAAUUUCGGCGGUGAUUGAUCGUUUGUCACUUCACGUCCACAGCCACCAGAAGAACGACGCCGUAGAGUUCUUAAACCUCUGCCUCUCCCUCGCCAGAGGUAUUGAUUUUGCCAUUGCGAACCAUGACGUUCCACACAGAUCUCAAGAGUUGCCUUCACUUAUAAAGCUGGUCUGCCAGAAUAAAAAUGAUACCCUCCUGCAAGCAGCGAUUAUGGUCCUGAUGAUUUCUGUUAAGAGUGCUUGUCAAAGUGGUUGGUUUUCUGAAACAGAUUCUAAAGAGCUAAGCGAUCUGGCAAACGAGAUUGCGAGUAACUAUGGUAGGGUGUCAAAUGUUAACACUGAACCAAGCUUUUCUCUUUCUGCUAUCUCAACAAUCAUAUCAAGAUUCUACCCGAAGUUGAAAAUGGGUCAUAUCUUUGCCUUUUUGGAAGUCAAGCCUGGAUACGAAGCUUAUGUGAGUGACUUCCAGAUUUCAAAGAAUUUGAAGUCUUCUCCAGGAGAUAAAAUAAGGUUAUUUGUUGUCCAAACGGAUUGUAUUGAGACAUCCUCCUGCCUCAUUAGUCCUCCAAAAGUGAACUUUCUCUUGAAUGGAAAGGGAGUGGAGAAGAGGAAUAAUCUUUUCAUGGAUACAGGACCACAAGUUCCAACAGUCGUGACACAUUUUCUGAAAUAUGGGUCAAAUCUUCUUCAAGCUGUGGGUGAAUUUAAUGGAAAUUACAUUAUAGCAGUUGCUUUCAUGAGUGAGAUGUCAAACCCUGAUAGCAAUAUCCUCCAAGAUUAUGAGCAGCAAGCCCCUGCCGUUGUCGAUUCAGAUUCCGAAGUAAUUGUGGGGCCAUCACGGAUAUCACUAAAUUGUCCUAUUAGCUUCAGGCGUAUCAAGACUCCUGUCAAAGGCCAUUCAUGCAAGCAUAUUCAGUGUUUUGAUUUUGACAACUAUGUGGACAUAAAUUCAAGACGACCUUCCUGGCGCUGCCCCCACUGUAAUCAGCAUGUCUGUUUCACUGAUAUUCGCGUGGACCAGCAAAUGGUUAAGAUCUUGAAAGAGGCUGGGCCCAAUGUCUCCACCAUAGUUGUCUCCUCGGAUGGGUCAUGGAAUGCUGUCAUGGAAGAGGAUACCGUACAGAAUCCAGAGGAUGAGACCUUUAAUGCAGGAGAGGAUGAGUUUUCACAACCUAGGGAUGUCCUGGAUCUAACUCAGACUGAUGAUGCAAUAUAUGCUAUUUCAGCUUGCGAACCUGAAGACAGAAAACAUUUUUCAGAUGCUGAUCUUCAAUUUAUGGAUCAGACUGAAGCAAUCAACCCUCAUAUAGCCAACACAAACGAUGUCAAUCAAAGUAGCACUCAUGUUGCAAAUGACUUCAGGUCCGGAAUCUACACGCCAACCAUUGGGCUGGGGCUGCCAUCAAAUUUUCGACCCAAUCCAGAUAUUGCUGGUUGUCCUGUGUCCAUUUCAGCUAUAACUCAUCCCUUCACUUCUCCAAGUCAAGAAGUUGAGGCUUUCCGUGGUAAUGCUCUAGUUACAGCCUCCACAUCACAAACUGCAACUUCUUUGCCAAAUACAUCCCAAUUGCAGCAGUACCAAUUUGGAAAUCCGUCUAUCACCAAUGAGUAUGGAAGGUUUCCAUCAGUACCCAGGCAUCUUUCAAGAACACCAAUUGCAGUUCAGGCCCUUCCUGCUCAGCCUCCAACUUCUGUCCAACAAAGUUCUAGAAAUAGUGUCAAUGCUUUAACCCAGAAUGGUCUGUCAGCAGCUUCACCAGUCUCACCCUCUGUACCAAACAGCUCCACGCCAUUGCGUGCAAAUCCACAUGAGGUGUCACAGAUGUCUUCAUCUCCAUUGGUUCAGCGUCCCAGUGUACAGCAAAAUCGUCCAUUCCUGUCUGCUCGACCACCUCAUCAGAAUGCUGGUUCCCAGAACCUGAAUCAGAUCCCAAAUGCAUAUAGAGUUUCAAAUGAACACCACAGUUCAAGUCAGCAGAUGGUCAAGCCCAGGGUGCCUCAUCCAAGGAGUCGAUCACCAGGCCUGAACCAAUCAUCUAUGCAGUCUUCUGGCAGCUUAUUGCAUUCCCAACAAACUCAUUUGAUUGCGGCUGCAAACAGAACUGUGCAGAUGGCUAUUGGUGAACCGGGAAUUUCCCCCUCAAGUUCAAGGAAACCUGAUGGACGUAGUAUGCUAUCACUGGGAAACCAAAUGGGCAAUAUCGGAGUUACAUCAUCACCAGUCACAAGGACUGAUACUUAUGAUCCCUCUGAGGUGAAUUGGCGGCCAGCAGGCCGGAUGCGUGGAGCCCUCUCUGGCCAGGCUUAUACUGAUGCGUUGAACCAGUUCAUUAUUCGGCCCAGUCAGCAAGCUCAAGCUGCCAGACCAGUCCCAAAUUUGACCUCACUACCAACUAAUGUGCAAUCACAUUUGCAAGCCGUUGUGGCUGGUGAAGCUGUCCAGGUUACUCCAGCACAAAAUCAUCCUUCUGCAGGACCAGCUAGCAGCCCAGUCAUUCCAGAAACAUUGCCUGAUGGCACGUCUGCGAACAAUUGAGUCAUGGACUUGAGGGGAGCCAGCUGGUGACCUAUUUAUAGAAAAAUUGAGGUAUUGUGUGUAUGUGUGUGUGACGAAAAAGGAACUACAGCGCAAUGGGUUUUCUAUAAUUACUUGUGUGAAAUUUUUUAGCUAUUUCUUGAACGGCUGGUUUUGUGCAUAAACUGAGAAUGCUUUUAUCUUUCUUUGUUGUGUGCGCAUUUAGAACUAGCAACUACAGGUCAAUGAUGUAUUUUUAAUUGUACUGUAAAAAAUUUGGAAGAUGUUUGUAUGAAAUGUAUUGUUGCUGGAUUC
Molecule: messenger RNA, 3103 nt
Organism: Sesamum indicum (sesame)
Lineage: Eukaryota; Viridiplantae; Streptophyta; Magnoliopsida; Lamiales; Pedaliaceae
Product: RING/U-box superfamily protein
Biological process (GO): protein sumoylation
Cellular component (GO): chromatin
Molecular function (GO): zinc ion binding; SUMO ligase activity
Source: RefSeq, a predicted model, not a curated record